AUGAUGUUUGAACCAGCCUUCCAUAUCAAGCUCUAUACAUCAACAGAACUCCUCUCCCAACCAUGGCUCUCCGAUCUCACUAGCAUGGUCAAUGCAAGCUAUCGCGUCAGUCACACCAGCAAUAUCAAGUUUCCCACAGACAAGACCCGACUAUUGAGUGACUCUCAAUUGUCUAAAGAAAUCGGACCGGAUGGAUUUACCGCUGUGGCUCUGGCUGACAGCGGUCCGUAUCAAAAACCCGAAGUGAUUGGGACAGCAAGUCUGAAGAAAUGGAAGGACGAUGGUCUUUGGACGCCCUUUAAGGAACAUGAAGAAGAGGUCGAUCCCGUUGUAGCGGAGCUUGAGGACGAAGCUAAUCAGGAGAUGGACCGUAUGCUCGCGCAACAUGCCUGUCCAGGAGACUAUGAGAUAGCUGUUGUGGCUCUUCCUCCAGAUUCUCGAUACCGUGGAAGGGGCAUUGCCGGUCAUUUAGUCAGAGCUUGUGAAGAGGAGGUUUUGCGACGACACCGGGUUGAGAACAGAGAUCCGUCAUCUCCAGUGCGCAUGAUGAUUCUUGUUGCUAAAGAGGAUACUGGUGCUUAUUGGCUCAAGCAAGGUUUCAAGGUCUUGGGUAGUCGAAAAUGUGCUGUUGGAGUCUGGAGUGCACUGGAAGAAUUUACUAUGUGGGCUAUGAUACGUGAGCUAUUGGGACAGUAA
Messenger RNA from Penicillium antarcticum, 696 nucleotides. RefSeq names its product GNAT family N-acetyltransferase. The coding region runs from base 1 to 696 and encodes 231 amino acids. Lineage: Eukaryota; Fungi; Ascomycota; Eurotiomycetes; Eurotiales; Aspergillaceae. The transcript has a single exon. The record is from RefSeq and is a predicted model, not a curated record.